Ostrinia furnacalis (Asian corn borer) is the source of this 4821-nucleotide messenger RNA. Its product is annotated as kinesin-like protein CG14535. Gene Ontology annotation, biological process: microtubule-based movement. Lineage: Eukaryota; Metazoa; Arthropoda; Insecta; Lepidoptera; Crambidae. The transcript has 9 exons. The record is from RefSeq and is a predicted model, not a curated record. The coding region runs from base 1 to 3750 and encodes 1249 amino acids. Gene Ontology annotation, molecular function: microtubule binding; microtubule motor activity; ATP binding.
AUGUGGGGGAUAAGAACAUCGACCACAAAAUGCAGCAGCGGCUCGCCGCACCGAGAGAAGAAGCGGCGGGACGAGGAGGCGUCCGGCGGGUUCAGCGCCGCCCUGCACAGGACGCCGCCGCCGCCGCCGCCGGCGCUGCUUCGGCGGCUGGGCGUCAAGGAAACCACCGGCGUGGGGAAGCCAUGGGAAAGGACAUCGACCACAAAAUGCAGCAGUGGCUCGCCGCACCGAGAGAAGAGGCGGCGGGACGAGGAGGCGUCCGGCGGGUUCAGCGCCGCCCUGCACAGGACGCCGCCGCCGCCGCCGCCGGCGCUGCUCCGGCGGCUGGGCGUCAAGGAAACCACCGGCGUGGGGAAGGUCAAAGUGAUGCUCCGAGUGGGCGCGCCUGGCGAGGGUCCGUUCACCAGCGGCUCGCAGACCUUCUCGCUGGACAAGCGCAAGAAGCAAGUCAGCCUGUGCGAGAACCAACCGGCGGCGGCGGCGGCGCCCGAAGACCGGCGGGUCGGCGUGGCCGCGCCCAAGAUGUUCGCGUUUGAUGCCAUCUUCUCGCAAGAUGACUCUCAGACCGAGAUAUGCGCCAGCGCACUGACGGACGUGAUCCACGCGGUCAUCAACGGGACGGACGGUUGCCUCUUCUGCUUUGGACACGCGGGACUUGGUAAAUCCUACACAAUGUUGGGGCGACCGGACGCCACGGCAUCCCUGGGCGCGAUCCCAUGCGCCAUCUCGUGGCUGUUCCGUGGCAUCGCGGAGCAACGCCACAAGUGCGGGACCCGGUUCUCCGUCCGGGUGUCCGCUGUGGAGCUGUGCACGAACACCAACCAGAUCAGGGACUUGCUGGCGCCGUAUCAGAACGACACAGAGCAGUCGCCAGGGGUGUACCUCCGAGACGACCCGCUCUUCGGCACCCACCUUCAGAACCAGUCCGAGCUGCGUGUGCACAGCGCAGAGAAAGCGGCCUUCUACCUGGAUGCAGCCCUGGCCACGAGGGGGCAGAGGGAAGAGGGCAAGGACAGUCACCUGCUGUACACCCUGCAUGUGUACCAGUACAGCGUGGGAGGAAAAGGCGCUGUUGCCGGAGGGCGGAGCCGUCUCCAUCUUAUCGACUUAGGAAACUCGGAACGAGGAAAAACAAAUGGUGGAAUCCCCUUAUCAGGCUUAGGAAAUAUAUUAUUAGCUAUAUUCAACGGUCAAAGACACUUGCCUUACAGAGAUCACAACCUAACGCACGUCUUAAAAGAAUGCCUCGGGUCUCUAACCUGUCACACAGCUAUGAUAGUCCACGUAUCGCCAAACACACAAAAUUACUCGGACACAUUGACAACACUGCAGUUAGCGUCGAGAAUACACAGGCUGCGGCGACGGAAAGUUAAGUAUUCUUCAAAUAAUAACGCUGGAUCUGGAGGAAGCUCGGGAGAAGACGCUUCCAAGCCAAGCAGUAGUGAGCCUGAUCCCUCUAGUAGUGACUUAUCAGCAGACACUGUCAUCUACGUAGGUCCCAUGGAUGAUGCCACAGAUGGAGAGCAUCCUCCAGUUUAUAUACCCCAUAUUAACUCUGGUGACAAUCGAUGUGUACUAAGUAAAGCUUUAAGAGGCUCAGCAGCAGAACAAAAACACAAAUCGUCCCUUUCAAAAGUUAUUGAAGAAAAAAGUCCAGUGCAUAAAUUACAUGGAUCACCUAAAGCCUCGCCCUUAAAAACUGCAAUGCCAAGUCAUACCCCUAAAGCAUCUCCGGUUCAUUCAGUGACAUCGAAGACAACGCCUUUGAAAAAAGCUUGUUCUAAACAGUUUUCUGAGGAAGGCAAAAGCACAAGCGAUGAACAAUGGAUUGAUGGGCCUAGAAUAUCAAAAUCCAAGUUAGUAGAGGCACGACACAUAAUCAAGGAAACUCAAAGCAAAAAACGAGAAACUUGGAUUGACGGGCCUAUGCAAGAACCAAAGCUUCCAUCACAAUUUGAGCCUCAGCCAAUACAGCCUAGUCCUAUACCUCUCCAAAUUGGGGUACUAGGAUCCCAUGGAAAUGAAGCUUUAGGCUAUGGAUACAUGGAUAAUCACAAGAAGAACAUGAUACGGAAAUGGGUUGAAAACCAAACAUCACAAAUACAUAAAUCUAGACAUAAUUCUCCAAGCCAUAAAGUUCACAAAGACCCUCGAUUGCCCGAUGAGCCAGAAACAUCACAUAGAAUGGAACCUGUUAUUAGAGAUACUGUAAGGCGAGUACAUGUUGAAGAGUCUACUAUAAGGACUGGCUUAAAAGCUGGUUCAAAAGGAAUGGCAAUUGAAGAAGAAAAUGUUCCUCCUUCAAAUGAUUCAAAACGAAAUAGCACUUCAAAAUCAUCAAACAAAAAUGAACCAGAAGAAGAUGAUGACAGUGAAGAAUCAGCAGAAAUUCCACCAGCAUUGCCUUUGAUACAACCGAGUAGCUUAAGCAGCAGAGAAGUAUCAAUGGAAAGCUUAGACAGCAAAUAUAAAGAAAGGCUGAGAAUGGAUGACGAACUCCUUUCAAAUCACAGUAGAGACCUGGACCAUCUUGGUUUAAGCAAAGGUCCAGCGGAUGAUGAAGAUGAAAUCCUAGAAAUAAUUGAAGUUGAGGAACCGCUGGAACCUGUCCCCAUGCAAGACUGCUGCCUUCAAGUUACUGAAGAAGACAUUGCAUUUUGUAUGGGUUUCUCUGAAAAUCCUUUACCUGAAGUUGAUCAAGAAGAUGAUGAUCAUCCACUUAGGAUUUUAAGUCAAGAAAAUUUAACUGUCGCUUCAACGUUUACAGACACUCUAUCUUUGUAUAGUGAAGUAGAACGUCAGAUAAGGAACGAGGCAUAUCUUAGACAAACCAUGGGUUUUUAUGGAGAAAAUUUUAUGUGUGAGCCAAUGGGUGACAUAAAUCCCCAUCAAAGCUUACAAUCAUCGAGAUCAAGGAUUGACGAGCUUAUAGGCUUAACUGAACUGUAUGGCUCUAGGAGAAUGUUAGAAAAUAGUGAUAUGCCUGUAUCAAGAAUAGCACCGCAAUUUCAAUCAUUAUCUCUUUCAAAUGUCCGUGAUACGGAAGAGUAUCACGGAGACGGUUCUGUGUAUAGUGAACCCGCAUACCGGCCUAGUGAUAAAAUAUGUGAUAGUUGUAGGAGAUCUAUGUCUAGACCAGGCAGCGCUGUUGGAGACUGUGAUGCAUAUCAAGAUUUAGAUGUUACUCAUAAUGAUUGUUACGGUCCGUUUGAGAGAUAUCGAGGAAAUGACAUAACCGAUGCGCGGAUAGCGUCUCUGAGGCAUCCGGAUGGCGCUUCGGACCCGAAUUUAAGAGAAGAAAGGAGAAUACCCGGUAGUGGUGCUCCUUCGGCUAAUUCCUUUCGUGAAUUAAAGUCGAAUUUACACCUGGAAGUUUCACCUCCUGUUGUGACUACAGAGCCACGGAUAGAAAAAAACGAAAAGGGAGAUCGAGGUGUAGCAAGAGUCGUGGCAAGCUCUAAGCCUGACGGAUACGAUAGUGGUCAUGAGUCCACACCUCGCACUGGGAAACAUAGUCCUGCGGGGACGUCUCGGCGUGCUGAAUCUGGUUACGACUCUGUUCCCAGAGACUCUGACGCGUCUUCCCUAGACUCAUAUCCAACGCGGAGAGCCGCAGUGGCGCGGGCGCACGCAAAGAAACACACUACGGCUAAGUAUAAGCAGCACAGUGAUAGAUCUUUUUGCUCUUGGCUAAGGAACCCUUUCACUUGCAAAUACGCCGACACUGAUCCUGAAAUUAGUGACUUUUAAGUAGUCUAUAAAACCACUAUCACAACAUCUGUAUGAAAAUAUAAAAUGCUAAGUAAUGUUUACGUAUCAUUAAGCUACGUUACCGAAUUUAAUCUGGAGACUGUUUUUGUACUCUAGAUAUACUCGUGUUUAUAAUAGCUUUGGCAUUGGCGCUAAUCCAAUGAGGUUACCAUUGUAUUUUUCUAAACUUAAAGAAGCUUCUAGUAUCUGUGCUCCAAACUAUUUAGCGUUACUUAGUGAAGACUAGGUUAUCUAAACACUUUUGUAAAGUUAAACGUCUGUUAUGUAACGAACUGCAAAUGGGUCUGGGUAAGUUGGCGGUAUUUUUAAAUGCACUGACUUAAAACUAGAUCAGAUAAAUUGUUUCUUCAUGAUGAUGCUACAAGAGUAACACAAAUUACAGACCACUAAAAACGCCAUUGCUCCAAAGGAACUUGCCCAAUGCCCUUGUUGACUAUCUUGCUCAUUUUGUACUUUUAUACUGUCACUAACGAACAAAACUGUUUCACUUAAUUUUGUAAAACUUUGUAACUACACUGGAGUUGUUGUAGUUUAUAAGUAUACGUUAAAACCCAAAAAUUGAGAUUAUAAGUCUUCCCCUGUCUUCCCCAUCCUGACUUCGCCAUAUCGUGGAAUAAUCGCUCUAUUUUCUAAACUAUCUUAACUGGAACUAACCUCAUUUUCUUGAAGUUAUUCGAUUCUCACUCAAUCGCUUUCCGGAACUUCGUCACUUGAAUAUUUUUCCUAAAUAUCUUUAGAGCUUUAUAUCUUUUACAUUUCGAAAGCGAUUGGAGUGAGGUCAACAUAUUAUCGACUUGAACUCGUUAGUAAUAAGACUGUUGUCUCAUUGGCCAUGUUUUACAUAGCUUUAAUAUUUUGAUAAUGUAACUAUUGAACGUUCCCACUCGUUUUCGGCGAGUCCGUUGUACAUAACUAUCUACUUGAUUGCAAUCAUUAUGGCUUUAUUGAAUGUUGGUGGAUCGGUUAUCGCUUUAUAAUGUCGAUGUUCUGUUAUUAUACAAUUAAUAUUAUAAAUAUAUAUCCUAAAUUCUACUAUGCGUUCGUAUUAGU